AAUUCUAGGAGCUUCAAUCACAAAAUUAUUCACUGAGUCGGGAUAUUCAAUGUGCUAAGAAAGUCAACAAGUUGUUGCCCAAUCAUGUCGGUCGAUUAUACGUGGACAAAUACUUCAAAAAAUCUACGAAAGAAAAGGUUGCGAAAUUAGUGGAAGAUAUACGUCAGUCCAUGUUGCAUAUAUUCAGUGGUUCUGAUUGGAUGGAUGAAACCACAAAGGAUGCUGCUAAAAAGAAGGCAGCUGCCGUCCUCGAUUUUAUUGGAUAUUCCGCUACCAUCAAUAAAAUGCCCUUAUUUCCUGACGUGGGGAACUUAACCGGAACGGAUUUUUUAACGUCUAUGUUAAAUAUCAGACGGAUGACUUCAGCAUUACAAUUUAAUAGCUUACGUAACCUCAGACCUAGAAAUUCAUCAGACAUCCCUUCAGCCAUGGUUAAUGCCUUCUAUGAUCCUUCUAGAAACACAAUAAAUUUCCCUGCUGGAAUAUUGCAGAAACCAUUUUUCGAUGAAAAUUAUCCCAGCCCCCUUUUAUAUGGCGUCUUUGGUGCUGUUGUCGGGCAUGAGUUCACCCACGGCUUCGAUAAUUCGGGUACGUUGUUUUUUUUCUAUUUGCUAUAG
Molecule: messenger RNA, 617 nt
Organism: Octopus sinensis (East Asian common octopus)
Lineage: Eukaryota; Metazoa; Mollusca; Cephalopoda; Octopoda; Octopodidae
Product: neprilysin-11-like
Exons: 7
Coding region: 171-617 (148 amino acids)
Biological process (GO): protein processing
Cellular component (GO): plasma membrane
Molecular function (GO): metalloendopeptidase activity
Source: RefSeq, a predicted model, not a curated record